CUUGCGCUUAGUCUAUGAUAGCGCUAAUAACUAACCUGGUUCUAGUAACGAGCUAGAAUCACCCUAGUGUCCAACACAGGAGAACGAUACGAACAAAAGGAACUAACGGAGUCGUUCAUAUGGCGAUAUCCACCUCGUUCUAAGACAUUUGCCUCUGUAGACAGAAUAUAAACACACUCCUCCAUCUCCCUCUUUUACUUCCCAUCUGCUCAUUUUUCUAGGAUAUACUCCUCGGGGCCAUCAGCUUCGGUCAUGCAGACCAGCAAUAAUCCUCCCGGGAGGUUGAACUAGAAUCAUUGAACAAAGAAGCCACGGACGCCGGAAGUGUUACCCUCCAGGAAAAAAAUCACCCAGUCAAAAAGCUCUUCAGAAGAAAUGACACCUGCGCAUGAAGCCGGUUCUUCGUGUGACAAAGGCUCAGCAUGAUAGAUCCCGUGCCCUCUCAUGGGGAGUAUGGCUAUCAUCGUACACUGUUUCUUUCCUUUUUUUCGGCCCUGUUUUAGUGAUGGGACUUCUGAAUCAAGAGAGGGGUCAACAACACCAGCUAAUCCGCUUCAUCAAGACCUACUCUCUAACCUAAUCUCAAUCCUCAACCAUGGGAAGAAGGGAUAUCCCGUCCCAGAUCGGACAUCACACCUUCGGGAAGGGGGAGGCGGUGUUGUUUCCUCUCGACAUACCAAUAAGCUCACCACCGGAGUAGGGAUCGAUCGACAAAAUUCCAGGGUCCGAUUACUAAGGCCAUAAGAUAUAACUUAGGCCGCUUGCAGUGACAACCUACCAUUCAAGUAACUACUUCAUCUAGUCUAGACCACGCUCCAUGGUCUUGCUAUUUACGGGCGGCAGUGCAAGGAUGCAUGUUAGGCACAUUCUGCCAGGUACUGUACCAAAGAACUUCUUGAUAAACGUCUGAAUGAAAACGAGCGCAUGGAAAGUCCCCAUGUGGUCCGGGUAUUGUUUGGCGAUCAAAGGCCAUUGUUUGAGGUGGGAUUAAAACUGAGGCAAUGAUGGGGGAGGCAACCAAGCACAACCCAAGGUAACUAAGCUAAGGGCUUG
Aspergillus pseudotamarii is the source of this 1053-nucleotide messenger RNA. RefSeq lists its product as uncharacterized. The record is from RefSeq and is a predicted model, not a curated record. Lineage: Eukaryota; Fungi; Ascomycota; Eurotiomycetes; Eurotiales; Aspergillaceae. The transcript has a single exon. Bases 445 to 744 code for a protein of 99 amino acids.